Boeremia exigua is the source of this 1187-nucleotide messenger RNA. RefSeq lists its product as uncharacterized. The transcript has a single exon. The record is from RefSeq and is a predicted model, not a curated record. Gene Ontology annotation, cellular component: clathrin vesicle coat; membrane. Bases 288 to 1094 code for a protein of 268 amino acids. NCBI's taxonomy places the organism in Eukaryota, Fungi, Ascomycota, Dothideomycetes, Pleosporales, Didymellaceae. Gene Ontology annotation, biological process: endocytosis.
AUCACCGUACCAAAACACAGUCAUGUCCUCCAAUCCAUUUGUCCACAGUCGUUGGACGUUUCAUUCGCGGUCUGCUAAGCCGCUCUUUCGCGUCUCCAUCGGAACCCCUCUUUCUGUGCCCUGAGCGUUCGUUAACAUCUGAGGCUCCGACGCUACCCCGCUAGCUUUUGGCGCCUUUAUCGAUAUACAUUUGGAGCUGCAAGAACAGCACCACGAAGUUUGCAGGAUCAAAGAGAGAUUUCAUAACAGGCCGCAGCGCUAGUAAUAUAAUCAAAUCACAUAACGAGAUGAACACCGAUCCUCUCACAGGGCAGGCGCUGCCUGCAAACGCAAUCCAGCGCAUCCUCUUCAUUGCGCCCAAAGUCCACGUCUACCAGAUCCCCCCGGCGACCUCCACGAAGGGGUACCAGGCCUCGAGCUGGACCGCGAACAACAACAAAAUGCAGAUCUUCACUGCGCGGUUACGCAUCGUCGAGAACUCGAUCCCACCAGAACGUGACGACGGCGACGAGAAAGUGUCUACCACGAUCCUGCUCGAAGACUCCAAGACCGGCGACCUUUUCGCCGCGGCCCCGUAUACAAGCGAACGUGCAGUCGAACAAGCGCUAGACAGUAGCCGCUUCUUCGCAAUCACAGUGGUGGGCGAGGGCAGGAAAGCAGUACUGGGCAUGGGCUUCGAGGAGAGAAGCGAGGCAUUCGAUUUCAGCAUCGCGCUACAAGAUGCGCGCAAGGCACUCGGCUUCGAUACAAAAUCAGCUGGCCAGCCCGGCGCAAAGGCAAAGGCGAAGAAGGAGGCUGAGGAGCCGAAGCGCGACUUCAGCCUCAAGGAGGGCGAGACAAUAUCGAUCAAUCUAGGUGGGCUCAAGGGGAGGCGGAACAGACCAGAUGUAGACAAAAGCCCAGGGGAGCAGAGGAGUGAGCAGGAGGCGCUGUUCAGUAUUGCGCCGCCACCUGGGAGCGGAGGCGCACCAUUCCUACCUCCACCACCAAGUGCAAAGAGCGUAAAGGAGGAGAGGCGGCGGAGCAGACAGAACUUUGAGCCUACGCCAGAAGAUCUGGGGUUCGAUGACGGAGAGUUUGGCGAAUUUCAAUAGCGGAGUGAGAGAUGGAAACACGGUAUGUAAGGUGGAUGUGCUGCAUACAUAGAGUUCUGCAUGAUAUUAUAGAGUGACGAAUCACGCACUGUA